Molecule: messenger RNA, 2292 nt
Organism: Papilio polytes (common Mormon)
Lineage: Eukaryota; Metazoa; Arthropoda; Insecta; Lepidoptera; Papilionidae
Exons: 5
Coding region: 160-1461 (433 amino acids)
Source: RefSeq, a predicted model, not a curated record
ACAAAAACACGUAAAUGUUAAUUUCAAUAACAAUAAAACACAUAUAGUUAACUUGUAAUAGUUAAGUUAUACCAUUUUUAGUAGUUUCUUUUAUUUAUAACGUUUAUAACUAUCAUUAACGUGAAUAUUAUUAUCUCCCUUGAUUAUCAAAGAUUCCAAAUGAAGAACAUCUGGUUCCAAGUUUUUCUAUUUUAUUUAAAAUGUAACAGCUGCUUUUCACAAAAAGGACCGGAUCCGUGGGACUAUGAAAGCCAUCUUAUGUCCUCUCAAUUUUCCGAGAAUAUUCCUCCAGAUCUUCGGCAUAUUCCGAAGAAAAUUGUAAAUACAGAAAACAACGUUGGAAUGAGCGAAUGGUUUUUUAAACGUAUUCUAGUCAUAGUAUUAAAAGGUGGUCAAGUCAAGGAAAAUGAAGAUAACACAGUUGAUGUGGCUUUACAAAUGAAAUUUAAUGAGGAACAGUGGGCAUUAUUAAAUGAAUACACAGUAUCUGAAAAGCAAUUAACUGAAGAUAACUUUAGACGCACAAUUGGCUAUAUAGAAAAUUCAAUUUACAAACCGUCCAUAACAGAAAAAGUUGUAAUGGCAUGGAAUGAGUAUAUACAAAUUUAUUUAAGUCAAUAUAAAGUUGAAAUAACAUGGAUCUUUGGAGCAUUGUCAGUUAAACUUGCUGUGAUUUGGCUUCUAAAGCGGAUGUCACACAAGCAUAUGUUGAUUAUUUUGUUUACUGCACUCUAUUUAUAUGAAGUACUUGUAUCUUAUAAGGAGGCCGAAAAACAUGAAUUGGAAAGAUUCCUCACAGCUAUAAAUCGAUGCAAAUGGACCUUCUGGUCAUCAGAGUGUGAGGUACCACCUCCCGACCCUCUUGUAUUCCUGAAGCACAUGAACCCUCUGAAGAUUGGAAUUAGGAUAUUAACCACUUUGAUAUCAGAACCAAUGUUGAUAAUCAGUGAUAACAUUAAAACAAUGAUUCAUGGUAUUACAGAUGGUCUAUGGUUUCCGCUGAACAACAUAAUGUUCGGCUUUUUGAUAAUUAUCUUCAACAUUUUAUUGAUAUUCCUUUUAAUAAUGAUAAUCUUUAAUUACAUACUUAAUAUACCAUUCAAUCUUAGUUUUCUGGGUUUCAUAAAUAUUGGUUUGAAGUCACGAAAUAGAUCUUUUGUUAAUAAUGAGGAGGCAUCAAGAAAUAAUGACGCUGAUCGAAUAAGUGGUCCAACACUGGACAGAUUGUUAGAUAUUUGUUCAAGAGCUCUUUCAACACAGCACAAUGGAGUUGCACAAAAUAAUACACUGGAAAUUAAAUCAUCAGGAAAUUCAACAUUAAGAAGAUCAUCUAGUACUGGAAGAUUACCUAAUUUACAAAGAGAAUGGUUUAGUAAUAAUAGAUUGGCUAUUGAAAAUAAUGUUAAGAAAAAUAUAAGACAGCGUAAUAAAAAGAGUACAAAUGGUAGCGGUGAUGCGUAGCAAUGUAUUUUAAUCAGUUUGUUUUAAAACCAGUUAAUGUCUACCUGAGACUAACAAUUUUUAUUUUGACUGUUUAGUUCAUUAAUUUUGUCUUGUUAUGUGCCAUUGAUCAGUUGAUGCAAAGUGAUCAAUAAAUUUACUUUAAACCUAAAUAAGUUAUAUUGGUACCAAUAUUUGUGAAAUAUACCUUUGUAAUCACUAAAAUAAUGGUUGUAAUUAGUGUAUUAAUUAAUAAAAAGCAUAUAAUGUUCUUACCCUUACUUAGGGUAGGCUCCGAGCCCCUCGGUGGGGACGUAUAGUGAGCUGGUGAUGAUAUAAUGUUCUUAGUCUAACUUGGGUAAGCUUUGAGCGCCUCUGGGGAUGUAUAGUGAGUUGGAAACGACAUAAUGUGCUGUGUACCAUUCAUAAUAAAUUAACCAAGGCUUUUUUGUCCUCUUUCGCAAAAUCUAGAUUCUGUAAGAUAAGAAUUAUUUUAAAGAAUUGCGCUGAAAUCAUGUAUGUGAUGAAUUUUCCUUCUGUAAUGUGUUCAAUAUUGCUUAAAAUUUUAAUAUUUCUAUUCCUUUGUAGAUAUAGAAUAUUUUUAACUAACUGUGAUAUAUAUUUUAUACACGAAUAUUUUAUCUUUGACCAGUCUUUAUAUUAACUUGAUAUACAAUGUGUAAGCAAUAAUAUGUAACCCUGAAAUGCAUUAUUUUGUACCAAUUGUAUUUAAUAGGGAUGUUUUUUUAAUUGGAAAUGUACAAUGAAUUUCUUAUCUAAAUUAAUUGAAAGCAUUAGAAUUCAAGGAUUGCUUGUGUCCCACUUUCACAUAUUAUAUUAAUUUAUUUUUAA